Molecule: messenger RNA, 1535 nt
Organism: Meloidogyne enterolobii
Lineage: Eukaryota; Metazoa; Nematoda; Chromadorea; Rhabditida; Meloidogynidae
Source: the annotation of a GenBank genome assembly
UUUAUGAGAACAUCAAUAUUUUCCAUUUGCUCACUUGCCGUUUGUUUAAGAAGAAUUUUAUUGCUUUCAGUUGCUUCUUGUUUAGUUUAUUUGGCUUUAUGGAAUUUUUCUUUCCCGAAAAAUCCAUUAAUUUCCCCCUCUACACAAUAUCGCUCUUUGUUGUCUAAUGAUAGGUGGAAGGAUAAUGAAAGGAGAAAAAAUGAUGAAAUGAAAAGGCCACAAAAUUCAAUAAUUUCUAAAGACGAAAGACCACUAAAUGAUUUAACAGAAGCUAUCAACUACAAUAAAUUGGAUACUUUAUUGUUGGAAACCGCAGCUUCAAAAUCUAUUUUAAUGGGGGCAAUUAAAUUAGAAGAGGUUACAGAAGCACAACAACAAAAAGAAAAGGAACUUCCUCCACAAUUAUCAAAAUCGGAAUAUUGCCCUGAAUUGGAAAAGAAUAUUUAUUUAAAAGGACAUAUUGGCCAGGCAACCCUUUUAAUUGAAGAAUUGGAAGAAGGGGAAGUGGCUAAUGCAAAUACUGAUUUGGAUCCGGGGGGAAGUUGGAAACCUUUGAAUUGUACAGCCAGACAUAAGAUGGCAGUUAUAAUUCCUUAUCGAGACAGAAAAAGUCAUUUGGUUCGUUUAUUGGAUUUUUUGAUACCUCUACUUAAAAGGCAAUUUCUCGAUUUUCGAUUUAUUGUUACUGAACAGAAUGGUGACAAUCUCUUCAACAAAGGACGUAUAAUGAAUGCCGCCUUUUUAUUUGCCCAACAAAAAUUAAAUGUAAAUUGUGUUGUCUUUCACGAUGUUGAUAUGUUUCCACAAGAUGAUAGAACACCUUAUGAAUGUCCAAUAAUUAAUGAACCUAGACAUUUGGGAGCAUUUGUCUCUUCUUUGGGAUAUCAGUUGUGGUAUAAAGAAAUUGUUGGCGGUGCCCUGGCUAUAAAUAUAAACGAUUAUUUACGGGUAAAUGGCUUUUCAAAUAGCUAUUGGGCUUGGGGAGGUGAAGAUGAUGAUAUGGGUAAAAGAAUAUUAUCAAAUAAUUUUACAAUUGGAAGGCCAAACAGCGAAUAUGUUCGUUUUUCAAUGCUCAAACAUGUUAAAAGGAAACGGGUUCAGCCUAAACUUGUGUAUAAAUUAUUGGAAGAAGCCGAAAAGAGAAUGGCAACUGAUGGUAUAAAUGAAGAGGGAAAAUGGAGGAUAUUAAAGGUAGAUAUUCGCCCACUUUAUUAUCAUUUAAUUGUUGAUGUUGGUGAUCCACCCAGUGAUUGGAAUACAAAAUAAAAAUUAAAAACAACAACAAAUUAAUUUUUCUUUCAACCUUUUCUCUUCUCUUGUUUUUCUUUUAGAAAAAAUAAAUUUUAGCACAUCAAUACUCGUCAAACAACACAAAAUUAAAAUAUUUUUAGGUAAAUUGUUUUAUUGUUUUUUUUCUUCAAAAAAUUCUUUUUUUGUUCUCUAUUUUGGAUGUGUUUAAAGCUUUUUAGUAGGAAAACUAGGUAUUUGAUAGAAGCCGAAACGGAUUUUAAAAACCGAAAAAGAGGAGAAUGAAA